Molecule: messenger RNA, 748 nt
Organism: Stegodyphus dumicola
Lineage: Eukaryota; Metazoa; Arthropoda; Arachnida; Araneae; Eresidae
Product: hemicentin-1-like
Biological process (GO): synapse organization; axon guidance; dendrite self-avoidance
Cellular component (GO): axon; plasma membrane; neuronal cell body
Molecular function (GO): cell-cell adhesion mediator activity; axon guidance receptor activity; calcium ion binding
Source: RefSeq, a predicted model, not a curated record
UCGUUGGGUUGAAUAACAAUAUCACCACCUCGGAUACCUCGAGUUAAUGGAAUUUUGGAUUAUGUUAAUUUUCUAGGCUAGAGAAAUCAUGGCUUUAAGGAUAAAAUUUUGGUCUUCGAUUUUGUCUGUUAUCCUUUUUAUAGUGUUUUUCAAAUUUGGUGAAACAGUGCUUUCUCACAAUUAUUAUGGAUUAAGAGAAUCUUUUGAAGAAGAGAUUCCAGAAGGAGCUUCCACCUUAGCUUUUGUGUUUGACAUAACUGGAUCUAUGUAUGAUGACUUAGUGCAAGUUAUUGAAGGUGCAGCAAGAAUACUGAGUACUAUUCUGGCGAGAAGAGAGAAAGCCAUAUAUAAUUAUGUUCUCGUGCCUUUCCAUGAUCCAGAUAUUGGACCAGUUACAGUAACAACAGAUCCAGAUCUGUUUCAGCGGCAACUGAAAGAGCUUUAUGUUCAAGGUGGUGGAGAUUGCCCUGAAAUGAGUGUUGGAGCCAUAAAACUAGCUUUAGAAGUUUGUCUUCCAAAUUCUCACAUAUAUGUCUUUACAGAUGCUCGAGCAAAAGAUUAUUAUUUAUUAAAUGAUGUUUUGAAGCUUAUACAAAGAAAACAAAGUCAGGUUGUUUUCGUCAUGACUGGCGAUUGUGGGAACCAUUCUCAUCCUGGUUAUAGAGCCUAUGAACGAAUAGCAUCAACUAGCUCCGGUCAAGUUUUUCAUCUACUGAAAUCAGAUGUGGAUGAGGUAAUUCUGUGUUAA